This is a messenger RNA of Emys orbicularis (European pond turtle), 1569 nucleotides long. It is a transcript of the gene MUC13, whose product is annotated as mucin 13, cell surface associated. The record is from RefSeq and is a predicted model, not a curated record. Gene Ontology annotation, biological process: heart development. Bases 1 to 1569 code for a protein of 522 amino acids. The transcript has 23 exons. NCBI's taxonomy places the organism in Eukaryota, Metazoa, Chordata, Testudines, Emydidae.
AUGUCAGUAAAUGCCACUACCCAGGUACCCACUAAUACGACAGUAAAUGCCACUACCCCGGUACCCACUAAUACGACAGGAGAUACCUCUGCUACACCAUCUGCAUCUGCUACUACAGUAAAUGCCACUACCCCGGUACCCACUAAUACGACAGGAGAUACCUCUGCUACACCAUCUGCAUCUGCUACUACAGUAAAUGCCACUACCCCGGUACCCACUAAUACGACAGGAGAUACCUCUGCUACACCAUCUGCAUCUGCUACUACAGUAAAUGCCACUACCCCGGUACCCACUAAUACGACAGGAGAUACCUCUGCUACACCAUCUGCAUCUGCUACUACAGGAGAUACCUCUGCUACACCAUCUGCAUCUGCUACUACAGGAACUAUCUCUUCCACAGCUUCCCCAAUGACAACAAAACUACCCGUUACGACAGCACCCCCAGCUACAACAGAAGCACCUCUGCCCUGUGCAAAUAAACCAUGUGGUAGCAGUGCUAAGUGUAUUAACCUACAUCCAGGUUAUACGUGCAAGUGCCUGUACGAAUACUACUACACAACAUUAGGAUGUUGGGAAGGGAAAGUAUUCCCUGGACAGUUUACACUGAAAAUAACGUAUACCGACAGCAUGGCAAAUGAAAACUCUCCGGAGUAUGGGGAUUUAUACAGAAAUGUCACAGAUUUUUUCAACACAACUUUCAGAAAUGAGACAGACUAUGAACAGACGAUAAUAGAGAAUGUAAAACAAAGUUCAGCAAAAUCUAAAAUACAGAGUAAAGCGGAGACCAGUGGAACUAGUGUGACAGUAAGGAACAUGUUUAAAGUGACCACAAAAUUAACCACUAACAUUGUUACUAACCUCAUAGAAGACGCAAUGAAAGACAAUUCCAAUUUCAAUAUUGAUAGCUAUCAAGCACUUUCCCAAUGUGACAUUUAUCACUGUGAUGAGGCAACUACUACUUGCAAGGAAAAUGAUAGAAUAACGUGUGAAUGUAAAUUAGGAUUUUCUAAGAAGAACCCAGAAGACAAAAGCUGUUCAGGUUGUGAUAACACAUGUUCUAAAGAAAAGCACAUGCAUUGUGUUAUGGAUAGAAACAGUGCCCCAGUUUGCCAAUGUCUUCCUAAUUUCCAAAACAAAAAUGGAAACUGCGUGGAGUGUGAUGUGGGCUACUCUGGAGUAAACUGUAGCAACAAUUCCUUGUUGAUCCUUAUCAUUGUGGCUGUCCUGUGUGGGGCUCUUAUCCUGGGCUUAAUUGCAGGACUUAUUUUCACUUCAGUGAGAGCAAAUAAAAGGCAAAGAAGUCCAGAGAAGAGGCAUUUGCUGAGAGAGGACUAUUCAAAUAAAAGAGAAACACCCGGACAUACUUCUGCCAUCAACUCUGCUGCAAAUGGCAAAAUCUUUCCCACAAUCCAGACUAGCAAUGCUGCUCAAGUCAACCGAGGGUUUGAGAUGAGCAACCCUUAUGAGAUGGGACCACCAACAAGGAAACUUCCUGAGAGGGAUUAUGAUGAUGAUGAGUAUGAAAUGUCAUCCAGGGGUGAUGGCUUCAGGCUUCAGCGCAAAUACUGA